CUGGACAAAGGAUUGGCAAGAAAAUGCACGAUGACGACUGGAUUGGAUAGUACUGGAGAGGAGGCGAAUCAAAUUUAGGGCAGAGUACUUUUGUUUAUUUGCCACCGAAGUACGUGUCAUCGAUUCGAUAGACGUAUAGAUAGAUAUUAUAUAUAUAGAUUUAGAUAUAGCACAUCAGGCUCGCUCUCUCCCUCCCUCUCUCCCCGGCGAAUUCUCUUAUCUCUCUCCUCCCCCCCUCUCUCUCUAGGGUAUUUUAAAGAUGACUGAGCCUUCCAAAGUCAUUCAUGUGCGCAAUGUAGGGCAUGAAAUUGCUGAGAAUGACUUGCUUCAGCUAUUCCAGCCAUUUGGGGUCAUCACCAAGCUCGUGAUGCUUCGUGCCAAAAAUCAGGCACUCCUCCAAAUGCAAGAUGUUCCUUCAGCUGUCAAUGCAUUGCAAUUCUACACAGGUGUUCAGCCAAGCAUAAGGGGAAGAAAUGUUUAUGUACAAUUCUCAUCACAUCAAGAGCUAACAACUGUGGAGCAGAAUACUCAAGGCCGGGGUGAUGAGCCUAAUCGAAUUCUCUUAGUUACAAUUCAUCACAUGCUAUAUCCUAUAACCGUGGAAGUUCUGCAUCAAGUGUUUUCUCCUCAUGGAUUUGUGGAGAAGAUCGUCACAUUUCAGAAGUCAGCUGGUUUUCAAGCCCUUAUACAGUAUCAAUUACGCCAAAGUGCUGUCUUGGCAAGAAACUCUCUUCAGGGGCGCAAUAUUUAUGAUGGUUGCUGUCAGCUGGACAUUCAGUUUUCGAACCUCGAUGAGUUACAAGUGAACUACAAUAAUGAACGUUCAAGGGAUUUUACAAACCCAUCUCUGCCUUCAGAACAGAAGGGAAGAUCCUCACAAGACCAGCCUGGGUAUGGAGAUGCAGGAAGCAUGUUUCCUGGAGCCAGGGCAGUUGGAUUUCAGCAGAUGGGCAAUUCUGCUGCUGCCAUUGCAGCUGCUUUUGGAGGAGGCUUGCCUCCUGGAAUAAGCGGGACAAAUGACAGGUGCACUGUUCUUGUAUCUAACCUAAAUCCUGAUAGCAUAGACGAGGAUAAACUUUUCAAUCUGUUCUCCAUUUAUGGAAACAUUGUAAGAAUUAAACUUCUCCGCAAUAAACCAGAUCAUGCGCUAGUUCAGAUGGGUGAUGGCUUCCAGGCUGAAUUAGCAGUACACUUCUUGAAGGGAGCCAUGCUGUUUGGCAAACGAUUGGAGGUAAACUUUUCAAAGCAUCCAAACAUUACAACUGGUGUGGAUACACAUGAGUACUCAAACUCAAAUCUCAAUCGCUUCAACCGCAAUGCCGCAAAGAAUUAUCGUUACUGCUGCUCCCCAACCAAAAUGAUCCACCUGUCCACCCUCCCCCAAGAUGUCACCGAGGAGGAGAUUGUGGCCCACCUAGAAGAGCAUGGCACCAUUGUCAAUACCAAGCUCUUUGAGAUGAAUGGUAAAAAGCAGGCCCUUGUCCUAUUCGAAAAUGAAGAGCAGGCCACUGAAGCCCUUGUGUGCAAACAUGCCAGCUCACUUGACGGUUCAAUGAUCCGGAUCUCCUUUUCCCAAUUGCAGACCAUUUAGGACGGACCCUCGUAUCAGAAAAAAAAGGGAAGUAACGAGUAACAAGUGGGGAAAAAAGGAAUUUUAUUUAUGUUCCAAUUGUGAUCGUUUUUAAUAUUGCAUUUUCUUGUAACCUGGUUUUAUUGCUUUUGUAUUGGUGGAAUGCUCUUUGUUUUUGUACUUAAUCUUGGACUCUUCUCGUCUUCAUGUGCUUUGUACCAUUCAGUCCCAAGUUUGCUUUUGAUGUCUAAGGGAAUCUGUUGUUUGCAGAUACGGUAGAUUUUUAGAGGUGGAGGGGGGAGAGGGAGUAUUUUCUUGUCAUUGAGAGAUCCAAUGCAGUGUCAUUGUUGUAUGUAUGUUGUAGUGUCGGUUAAAUUACAUGUAUUCUCUUCGUAAAUCCAACAUUAGCUUGUUCAAUCAAUGAAUUUGUGAAGUAUUCACAGUUCUUUGCUUGUUA
Camellia sinensis is the source of this 2027-nucleotide messenger RNA. Its product is annotated as polypyrimidine tract-binding protein homolog 3. Gene Ontology annotation, molecular function: RNA binding. Gene Ontology annotation, cellular component: nucleus. Gene Ontology annotation, biological process: mRNA processing. The record is from RefSeq and is a predicted model, not a curated record. Lineage: Eukaryota; Viridiplantae; Streptophyta; Magnoliopsida; Ericales; Theaceae.